CUCCCUCCCUCUCUCAUGUGUAGACGUGUUUUGUGGCAGUGAUUUUCUGUCUACACCUGGGACACAGCCGCUGGUCUACGGGGCGGCUCAUGAGGGCAGCCGCACAAGCGCCGCACAGACAGAAAUGGCGGCAGGGCACCAACACGACGCAUCUCUUGUCAGCCAUGCAGAUGUCGCACUCAGUGCUCUCCUCCAGCCUGCACACACACAAGCCACCCAUUUGGCGAUCAUCUCUCAUACGUGUUGGUCGGAUCACAUACCUGUCCUUCUCCCGCUUGAUGGCAUCCCUCUCGACCCGCAUGGCCUCGAGCUGCUGCCGCAGCGUCUCCAACUCGCUCACCUCCUCACCACCACACCUGCAGACAGCCAGCGCGUACCGACAGACGCGGCCAAGGCUGGCUGAUGUCUGUGUUCCCAUUUCCCUCGGCUCCCUGUGCGUAAGUAAAUGCGUACCUGCCCUGACCACCGCCGCCCUCGUCGUCCGCCGCCCUCUGCAAACCGCUACUGCUACCGCUACUGAUGCCUGCCAACGGGGCAAAGCCAUGCCCAUCGGAGCCAACACCGCUGGAUGAUGACGAUGCGACACCUGUUGCACAGGCGGCAGAUGACGGACUGGCAGCCGACGAUGCCUUGGGGGUCGCUAUGCCAGCAAUGGGGAAUGACGGCUGCUGCAUCUCGUGCGGUGGUGGCAGGAUGGGCACGCCGAGGCCGCGACCCGCUCCACGACGCACUGGAGCAUCGCCAUAGCCGCCCGGUGCACCAUUGGUGGCCAUGUGGGAUGGGACUGGGGGAGCAGGGCGGGGUGGGCGAGGUGGCAGGUGAAAGGGGAGGGGCGGCGCAUUGCCGGGGUCGCCACGCACCGACGAGCGGGAUGAGGAGGGGCGAGUCGACUCGGACGAAGAAGGCAGCACUGAUGUGUUAGAUCUGCAUGAGCACACUCACACAGACACGAGUAGACAGCCAAUAUAAACGGUCGGUCUUGUUGCUUGUACCUGUCGUGUGGUAUGUCGGUUCUUUUUGUCUGCUGCUGCUGUGCCUCCCCGCCAGACGUUGGCUCGGUGCUGCCCUUGCCCUUCUUCCUACGACCGACCGUGACGAACCCGCCGCCCUCGACACCACCACCACCAUCAACCGCCCUCACCUGCUGCCCACUGCCGGCAGCCGCAGCCGCCGAUGCAGACGAGAAGGAUGAGCAUGAGGGUCGGGGAGGGGACGGGGGUGAGGGGCUGGCGGGGCCGGGCAGACCAUGAUGGUCUUCUGUGUCCUCCUCGUGCUCAUGCUCCUUGGGGUCCACGUCUAUGUUGUCAGCGCCAAUACUACGUGUAGGCCAACACACACACAUCAUCAGCGGUCCAUAUGAAUGGCCUCUUCUCCCGUCUGUCCAGCUCACCCACCUGGAUGACGAUGCCGUUUCAUUGGUGUCGGUCGUCUUGGUGGCGUUGGCCCCCCUGCCGCCCCUCUUGCCCUUCGAUCGCUUCUUGCCGCCCCUACUGCCGCUGCUGCUGCUGGUGUUGGUGUCCUUCUUGCCCUCAUCUAUGUGGUCAUCUGCCAGCUCGGCCGCCAGGAGUGAGUCGGCCCGCUCGUUGGCCGCACGCUCUAUCUCGUCAAAGAACUCCAACAACUGAAGACAACAUGCAGUCAAUGUGGCCUGCGAACAGCCAUGUGUGUGUGUCAUCUGAUGUGUGUCACCUCCUUGGGCACUAUCAGCUGCUGAUGUCCCUUGCGUCUCCCUGGCUGCCGUGCGGCCGCGCGCCUCGUCUUGACGGACUCGUGCUGGAGGAUGGCCUGGGUGACGCUGUUGGGACGGGAUUUGCCCCCUCGGCUGCUCACGUGAUCGCCAUAGCUGCACCGACAGACAGACAGACAGACAGACAGAAGUGGAGUUAGUUUUGUGGAUCGGGCAGGUCUGUAUGUCCGUGUGUGUGAGUGAGUGUGUACCUGACGAGAGCACUCAGAGAGCCGACUGCGACGUUCACGAAUCUAUCCACCUUCUGCUGGUCGACCUGGCCGCCCUUGAUCAGGCAGAACGCCAUCUCACAUAGGGCUGUGGGAAGACCGUCACGCACAGCGAUCUGCAGUACACACAUACAUGGCCGUCCUCCCUGCCGGCCUGUCUGUCUGCUUGCUUGCGCGUCUGACCCUUGCCCGUUCGUCAGUGAGGUCUGUGGCGGCCCCGACGAUCGACACAAGCGUGUCAGCGAAGUCGGCCAGACCUUGCGAUUCCGUGCUGAUGCGGGAGGGCAGCUGCGACAUGAUCGAGAUCCAUCCAGCGCGGCACAAGUCGUCAUGGUAGCCACACGCUGCAAGGAGGGAACAGAUAGCAACAUCUCUUGUGCUGCACCCUCCCCUCUUCACCGGUCAGCACAGACGGGACAUGCACAGAGAAUAAGAAAGAGGCAGUGCGGGCGUAGGCGGAGAUGGCGGUGUAGGCAUCCAGCGCCCCUGGUACCCCCAUGAAGCGCUGGGCGGGGCCGUUCGGCAGAGAUGCAAAAUGACCCAUACCUGCGCAUGAAUGGGUAGACAGACAGAUACGCGUAUCCACCCACGUGCGGCUAUGUUGUGUACCUACCGGUCGCUCGUGUGAACGCUUUGCCAAGGAAGAAGAUGUUCUCCACGGACCGGGCGGCACCGCGGCGCACGCCCUCGUCUGCGUCAGGAGACGUCAGCGUGGCGGCCAGUGUGUCGAUCUGACCACAUUAGCCAAGACAGACAUGUGUUUGUGCUGUGCGGUGUCUGUCUUGUUUGACAUCUACCAGGGGGCAUAUGUGCUUCUGCAGCGCCUUCAGACACUCAGCACGAUCGGAAUCCGACCCUGAAAGGGCACGUGCAGGGCAUUAGCCGCACAACUCAACUUCCAUUGUCGGUGUGCCUGAGCACCUUUGUCGCCCAAGCAGCGGAUGUAAUGGCAGCAGUGUGAAAGGAUCUCCUUUGCCAUAUUAUUGCUGACCCUAAAGAGCAAAGAGGAACGUGCACCAUAUCAAGGCUGUCUGUCUGCCUGCCUGCCUGCCUGCCUGUCCCAUUGCUUGCAUACUUUUCGUCCCGGAUUUCCUUCCUCUCAUGUGUCCUGAUGAGUACCGUCACUCGAAACAGGGCACCCAGAUGAACGUCGGCAUGGGAGCCCAUGGGAAGGCAGGCCAUGGGAUGUGACGCGGUGUGCAAAAUGCCGAUAUCAGGAAGGCCAUUGCCAUGGUGCCGCGCUCAUUGUCCUCAGCGAUCUUCUCCAGGGACUCGAUGGCUCUCUCGAAUACGCCAGGAUGUCGAUGCACCAAAUGGUCGCGGGUGUCGACCGCGUUGCCCUCGUGCCGGCCCUUGACCAUGGAGUCCGCCAGCAGCGCGAAGGCGGCAUUCUCUACGGUGAAGCUUGCUUGGUUCAGGUUGGCCUCGUCCAGCACCCGGGCGACAGAGCUGAUGAAUGUUUGGGGCGAGCCACCGACCGCCGAGAUGAGCUCCUUGGUGGUGUAGGGCAUCGGGCGACACUCGCCCAGAAGGUUCAGCACCUUGGCCGCCGACUCUUGGCGUCCCCUGUUGCCGCCAUCGAUGAACGACCCACACACCCGCCCCAGCAGACGCUCGCCGCACAGCCGCUCCGCCAGCUGCGCCACCCACCCCGGAGGCUCCUCCCCCUUUGGUAUAGCCGCCACCGCGCCCUGAGCUGCCCUUCCGAGUGUGCUGAGGCCAUCGGUGAGUGCGUCAUCGGACGGCUGAUGCGGUGACGAGAUUCUUCUGAUGGCCGCGUCGACGUCAGAGGGCCGGGGGGAGGCGCCAGGUGAGGCGCUGAUGCUGCCGUCACUCAUGACAGAAGCCGGGAUGGGUCAGUGCUAUCUCAGCGCCGUGAUGGAUGAAUGCACGAUGGCACCCCGCGAGAGUGAUCCAGUCAUAGGAACCGCUGGCAAGUGCGGAUGCUUCUUUUCCAUCUUUGCCUGCCCGCGUGCGCGAUGAGGCCGCAUCUAUGUAUUUUCU
This is a messenger RNA of Vitrella brassicaformis, 3960 nucleotides long. NCBI's taxonomy places the organism in Eukaryota, Vitrellaceae. The record is from the annotation of a GenBank genome assembly.